AUGUCCAAGAACAUCGACCCGCUCCGAAAGCAUCUUCAGCAGGCCUCAGACAUUGUGGAGAAAUCGAAAACGGUGAAGAUGAGUUUGCGAUCUCGUUAUGUAGCUACACUGAACUCCCUCGCCUCAAUCAUGAUACUUCCAGAACGCAUCCUUCUGAAUAUCUUUCAUAUGGCAGUGCACGCUGAAGUGGGGAUUGCCUCGAAUCCUGUCAAUGUGUGCACGCACUGGGGGACUCUGGCAGCAUCUUACGCCAUGUUAUGGACCAGGGUGCAUGUUGAUGCCACGAAGCUGCAACUAGACAUCCAGAGGGCCCAGGGAGAUGAGAAGAUGCCUCGUUUAGGGUCCCUCCGAAUGAUCCUCGCACCGGACUACAACCAUUUUGUCCCAUUCAGACUGUUGGAAGAUGGUGAUAUCGAUACGAGCGACCUAAGGGCUUUGGACCUCCGCAUUGAUCGAUCGUGUUUUCGAGGACUUGGGUGGGAAACAUUCCGCGUCGAUUUGAAGUACAUUGAUGCACCAUUGCUGCGAACCUUUAAGAUCGAAGAACUCGAAAUCACGUCCAUGCCCGAUGCACCGUUCCAUCUGACCACUAUCAAUACGUUGAACGGCAAUGAUAUAUGGAAUGCUCCACCAACUUCUCGAAAAUUCCCCUGA
Molecule: messenger RNA, 654 nt
Organism: Cantharellus anzutake
Lineage: Eukaryota; Fungi; Basidiomycota; Agaricomycetes; Cantharellales; Hydnaceae
Exons: 2
Coding region: 1-654 (217 amino acids)
Source: RefSeq, a predicted model, not a curated record